UCGUCUCUCGUCUUCCCACGAGAAGUCGGUGUUUGUGAGCACUUGUCACUCCUUCUCUUCUCCGCGCUGUCCCAGUUUUUUUUAAAAUAAUAUUUAGUUUAAUUACCAGGUGAUUGAAGUUUUAGAACUCGGCAAGCUGAGAACCCUCAAAUCUCUGACCCGAUCUGAUCGCUCACCGCUUCUCCCGCUGCAUUGAUUCAUCAAUCAAGAAAAGAAUCGCGUUAUGUCAGCACUCUUCAAUUUCCAUUCGUUCUUGACGGUGGUUCUGCUGGUGAUCUGCACUUGCUCAUACAUCAAGAUGCAGUUCCCCGCCAUCCUGGAGCAUCGAACUGGGUUCCGUGGCUUCUUCUGGAAGGCAGCUAGAAUUGGUGAGAGAUUAAGCCCAUGGGUAGCCUUUGGAUGCUUUGCAAUGGGUGCAUCUAUGAUCUUUUCCACAUUCUGAGUUGAUUCGGUUUGCUGCUGAUGUACCCAUCCCAGAUCAAGUGCCUUGUUUUGACUGUUAUUCUGCCUGGUCCUCAAACUGUAAUUGGGAUUUUUCUGUUGUUCAUUGUUGGUAUUUGAUUCCUCUUUGCAUAUUAUUUCGGUAGGGGAAAGAACACGCCAUCCUUAAGCACUGUGAUGUUAGAAAAUUACUAAAAUGAGGCGGAACUGAAGAUUAAUUAAACUUCUGAGUGAAGUUUAAAAUGUUUUCUUGAAGAGAAAAGUAUAUAUGUAAGCAAAUAAACAUUGUUUUUAUUUAUACAGUACUGAAUAUAAGCAGAAAUAGCAAUUGAUCA
Messenger RNA from Dioscorea cayenensis subsp. rotundata (Guinea yam), 776 nucleotides. RefSeq names its product protein kish-A-like. NCBI's taxonomy places the organism in Eukaryota, Viridiplantae, Streptophyta, Magnoliopsida, Dioscoreales, Dioscoreaceae. Gene Ontology annotation, biological process: protein secretion; intracellular transport. Bases 224 to 442 code for a protein of 72 amino acids. The record is from RefSeq and is a predicted model, not a curated record. The transcript has 5 exons.